ACCCGGUAGCGGAAGGCGGUGUCGCGGCUGCGCGAUUCCCCGGGACGAGAGGAGCCGAGGUUGAAGUUGCGCGACGGGGGCUGCGCUGGCCCCGCGGCUUCGGCAGCGGGAGGAUGCGGCGGGCAGAGAUGAAGCCUGGGAAAUCAUCACAUCCAAAGGACUUACUUGGAGUAAAAGAUCACUGACUUCUACAAUGGAAAAGUCAUGGAUGCUUUGGAACUUCGUUAAAAGAUGGCUUCUAGCUUUGGCUUCCUGGUCUUGGAGUCUCUGCCGUAUUUGUCUUUUACCCUUGAUAGUAACUUUUCACUUGUACGGAGGCAUUAUACUACUUAUAUUAAUAUUUGUAUCGAUAGCGGGUAUAUUAUAUAAAUUCCAGGAUGUACUGCUUUACUUUCCUGAACAGCCCUCUUCAUCACGCCUUUACGUUCCUAUGCCUACUGGUAUACCACAUGAAAAUAUCUUCAUCAAAACCAAAGAUGGAGUUCUUCUCAAUCUUAUUCUGCUGAGAUACACAGGGGACAAUGCAGCAUAUUCUCCAACCAUCAUUUACUUUCACGGGAAUGCAGGCAACAUUGGCCACAGGUUGCCAAAUGCUUUGUUAAUGCUGGUAAACCUGAAAGUAAACUUAAUUCUUGUUGAUUAUAGAGGGUAUGGAAAAAGUGAAGGAGAAGCAAGUGAAGAAGGUUUGUACUUAGAUUCUGAGGCUGUGUUAGACUAUGUGAUGACUCGGUCUGAUCUUGAUAAAACGAAAAUUUUUCUUUUUGGCCGUUCCUUGGGGGGAGCAGUAGCUAUUCACUUAGCUUCUGAAAAUUCCCAUAGGAUUUCUGCCAUCGUGGUGGAGAACACCUUUCUUAGCAUCCCAUACAUGGCCAGCACUUUGUUUUCUUUCUUUCCAAUGAGAUAUCUUCCUUUAUGGUGCUACAAAAAUAAAUUUCUGUCCUACAGAAAAAUCUCUCAGUGCAGAAUGCCUUCUCUCUUCAUCUCUGGGUUGUCCGACCAGUUAAUUCCACCAGUAAUGAUGAAGCAACUUUAUGAGUUAUCCCCAGCUCGGACUAAGAGAUUGGCGAUAUUUCCGGAUGGAACUCAUAAUGACACUUGGCAGUGCCAGGGUUAUUUCACUGCACUUGAACAGUUCAUCAAAGAAGUAAUAAAGAGUCACUCCCCUGAAGAAAUGGCGAAAACAUCAUCUAGCGUAACAAUAAUAUAAUUGAUAUUCUUCUUUGGGGUGGGGGGAGUAGCUGCACUGUACAUUGAUUUGUGAAAAGUGGUAAAAGAAUGUCCAUUUUUAAAUGUAUGUCAUGUCUGUACUUGCCUAAAGAGUGAAAUUAAACUUGGAAAGGUCUGAUGUUUUAUUAAUAUGUUCCAGAUAACUUUUACAUUUGCAGCAUUGUAAAUGAACCAUUUUAUGUCUUUCUCAUACUUUUUUGGUAUCUCUGUUCAUAUAUUUCAUUUAUUUGAUAUGUACAACAGAAUCUAUUAAAGGAACUUGCUACAGAAGUAGUACAGAAUCUAUUAGUUUAGAACAAUGGGAGGCUCUUCAGUAUUUGCUGCUGUAUGUGCAAGCUUUUUGGACGGUCAUGGUUAGCACAAUUAUUUGUUGUUUCUCUUACAGUUUAUUUAAAAUAUGCCAUGCAUGAGAUUAGUGUUUUAUUCCUUGAAAUUUUAUAAUAUGCAAGGUGGGAAGUCUUUAGUGUGCUAAAUAGUAUAAAAUAACAUUAAUUGUAGAGCAUACUUGCAGGUAUACUAUCUUGGUUAAUUACUGUUUUUUAUGGCUAUGCACACAUACAUAUUUCAAACUGCAGCUGUAGAGGAAAAGACACUUUCCCUGUUUUCAUCUCGCUAUUUGUUUGGUAAUAGUACCCAGAAAGUUAUGUAUGUGUGAACAUCAUGGCUUCAGGAUCUUGCCCAGACAAUUCCUUCAUAGAAAAUAGAAGUAACCUUCAAAAAGAGAGCAGUGCAAUCUAUGCUACUUCCUGCCCCAAGCUAUUCUCACUAACGUACAGGCAAACUAUUUAUUGGUAUGAGUCUGUGCACUUGAGGUGGGAUUUCCUGAGGUAGAGUGUGUGGUGUAUGAUGCUUCUUUCUAUCACAAGGUAAAAGUGUGUAUUUGUGUAGAUUUUUUUGUUUUGUUUUGUUUUAGGCUGGUAGGCUGGUGUUGCUAAACGUCUGCCAUUUAUUUAUGCCUCCAAAAGAAACAAAUCCAAAUAUCCAAGUUAUCAGUGAUCACAUGAUUAGAGAUUAAUGUACACAGUUGUUACAGUCAGGGUAAUAAAAAUAAGCAGUGCAUUAAAUUUAGUAGACAUAAACUUAGUCUGAAAGAGAUGACGUUUAUUUUAACACUUUUGCCCAUUUGCUUGCAAGAAGUCUUUCACAGUUCUGUUGUGCUGCAUGGAAGUAGCCUAAGCAUCAGCAGAAGUGUGUUGUCUUUAGCGCUGUUCGAAUUUCAGAGGCAGAGAUGCUUAAACUGAGAGUUUGAUUCUGACUGAAUGUUGGGUUUGAGGGUUUUGGGUUUUUUUUUUGUUUUAGGGGUCCUUAUCCUAGGUCGUGCCAUCACAGUCGUAUGCUGUUAGCUCAGUAUAUUAAAGCACGGGGCUCUUUAAAUCUCUUCUGCAGGUUUGAUUUCGCAUUUGCUGCAGUUAAAAGUUUGCCUCUUCAAAAUAUUUUUUGAUGGGAAGAAUGAACUGUGGAAAAUCUUCCACGCAAUAUGUACAAUUGCCCUUUGGAUCCAAGGUUUUAAAUAAACUUCUCUGCAAUGUUGUCCUGAUUCAGAAAAGCAUCGCAGCACUUAAAAUCUGUUUCCUGAUGGACAGUGGUAUUUUAAGCUUGUGCUUAAGUUCUCUGAUUGAAUAAAACUGCUUUCCUGAAGUGGUGCCUUAAUGGUUAUGCCGCCUAAAGUUUAUUAAAUGGAGUUACAGGUCUUAUGUGCACAUGGUAAUCAUUGUCAGAAAUUUAUACAUACAACUUUGCUUUAUUUAAGUGUGAUUUUUUUUUUUUUCUUAAAUAAACACAUACAUACCAGAAACUGUUGCUUUCUCUGGUAAGUAUCUUUUGUCAUACUAUUAUUAAGGUUUUCUUAGAGUUCAUUGAAAAAGCUAUAGACCUUUCAGGGUCUGUAGACCUGUAGACAGAGCAUAGUUUUGAAUCUGAGUGAACCCAAAACUUAUUUGCUCAGCCUUCCAGUGGUGAUAUUUUUGGGGGGAGACAGAUGGGGAAGGUAUAUUGGUGAAGCCUGGUUUGCUUAUAUAGCAGAAGGGAGUUAACAGACAGCAUUCCCUUUCUCUGAUGUAUUCUAGAAUGACAGUGUGAGCUGCUUGCGUGUAUUUUCAGGUACUUCACUGCUUUAGAAUUAAGGUGGGGGAAAGAAGGAAAGUAAGUGGGCAAAUACUGCUUUUCUGAAGGCAAGCUGAUAAAGCCAAAAUGAUAGAUCACCUGUCGGGGACAGAAUGAAGACGAAGUAAAUAAUUGUUUUAGAAGUUGGCUUAGCUUGCUGUUAAAUACCAUUUUUUCCAUAAAAUGUUAGUUUCUAAAUUAACAUGACUUCUUACCCCACUCCCUGCCAGUGAAAGACAAACAAAAACCUCAACCAAAAAAAACCCCAGUAUUAUAUGGCACAUGCAUACAAAUGAAGUAUUCUUUUUUGGGCACACAGUUGUUAAGUGAUAGUCAAAUAUGUGGCAUUAAUUAUGGCAAUCUGGAACUGUUGAAAGUGGACUGUAUCUAAACAUUGCUCUUAAUUAUCAAGCCAUAUCAUUCCACUAUAUUGUUUGCAGGACGUAAAGAUGAACCUUUGCCUGAUUUUGCAAGUAUAUGAGCAGAUACAAUUGUCAUAUGUGCAUCCUUUACACUCGAUGUGGUUUCUUCCCCCUUCUGUAUAUGCACAUUUUUACUUCUCCAUUAAUGGGCUGAGUGCCUACACUUGUGAAUGAAUGUCUGCUGUCAUGCUGUUUUUCAUUGUAUUGGUUCUGAGAUCCACUGAAGGAAAAUGGGAAGGAAAUUAUUUUCUUAUGUAAAUGUUCCACUGCUGUACACAUCAUCUUUUAGGGAGGGAGAAGGGGAGAGAAACUUGUUUUGACAAGUUGAGACUUGUUUUUAUCUUAUGGUCUGUGUGAUGGAAACCCACAGUUACCUGCUGCUAAAAGCCAUUUUGAGAUGGUAAACUGCAAGCAACAUAGUAGUAAUAAUAAUUUUGAAUUGCCAAAAAGUGUAUUGUGAUACUGUUUCAUUUAUUACACUUAAUACCAUUACAUGUUUUUACUUAACAGUUCUCCCUUUGUGUAGAGAUGCUUCUGAAGUAUUUGUCCUAUAGAUAUAUAUUUCUGGUUUGGGAAGAAGAAGCUGAGAUAUUUUCACAGGUUUGCAGGAAGGCCUCUUGGUUUAAACAGGCUCAUUAUAUGAACUGUCUCUUUUAUAAGAGGAACUUUUAAGUUUAUAAAAAGUAAAAAAAAUGCAAAAAACAGACAAGAAUAGCGGGGUCAGGAGUUGAACAGGAAAAUCUGUGGCAGUAGACUCCAUGUAAGGAAGCAUCCAGUAUAAGAUCUUGUGUGUGCGAACGUGUGAGUGGUUUUAAUUAGUGAAAAUACUUGAGGCUUCCUGCUAAGCCAAGUUUACAUUCCCAGUAUUUGUUUCUGAACUGUAAAAUGCAGAGAGAGAAGCUGUGAUUUCAUCUGAAAAAAUGCUAACUGGUGUAGCUGCCAUCAUGUCAAUUUCUCAGGUAAAAUUAGAAAUAGAGCACAAAUACGAUUGGUAGGCUGCAGGCAAUCUCUCAGUUGAAGGGCAAAUGGAUUAACUAUUAAUGCAAAAUGUGUGUAUUAGCAUCUCUAAGUUAAUCAUUUGUAUCAUGUUAGAUGUUCACAAUGAAAAAUAUAAGACUGAAUUGAGAGUCUAAGGUGUGAGCUCUUCUAUUAGCAAAAAGAUGCAGACGUACCUCCAUUUGUAAUUCAUAAUUCACUUCUUGAGAAGUAUGUAUUUAUUUUUGUUAAUGACAAGUGAUUUUGCUAGAGGCGCUUCUGCCAAAUAUAAAGUUAGUGCCUCUUGCAUGUAGUGGGAUCAGCCUAACGUAUCCCAUUAAGAAUAAUUUACAAUGCUUGUGUAAUUUAGAGUAGAACCCCACAGAAGUAUAAAUAGAGACAGCAUAUUGAAACUCUAAUUAAUACUUGUGUUUUGAAUUUGGAGACAGUCAUUGAAUACACAAUGCAAGCUUUUAAUUUGAUUUUUCUUUAAUAUAUAGUUAGAGCAAAAAUGUCUUAAAGUUCUUAAGUUUUGUAGACAAAGCAUAAAUGUUGCUGUAUAUGUGCUAAUUGUGGCAAAGUUUUACAUUCUCAUUCCAGUCUGGUUUUUACAAUAUAAUUAAUUUUACAAAAAACACUUUUCUAUUUUUAUGUACCAACAUAUGCAAUAAAUUGAUACAUUAAAAGUUCUGUUAACGUCUUGUUCUAGUUUGUGGUGUGUCUUCAGUGUGUGUACAGGGGUAUUUUUGUAUACAUGGUUCAAUGUCAAGGUAUCAAUUGCUAUAAAGAGUGGUGAGGCACUGGAACAGGUUGCCCAGAGAAGCUGUGGAUGCCCCCUCCAUGGGAGUGUUCAAGGCCAGGCUGGAUGAGGCUUUGAGCAACCUGAUCCAGUGGAAGGUGUCCCUGCCCGUGGCAAGGGAGUUGGAACUGGAUGAUCUUUAAGGUCCCUUCCGACCCAAACUAUUCUGUGAUUUUCAGUUAGUUACUAAAACUAGAGCACAUAGAAUAGAUAUCUGCAUUGUUAGAUGCGAAGUUUGUGGAAAGUUAUUACAGUAGGGAAACCCUAUAUUACAAAUAUCUAUUUCUAAGCUUUGUCAGGUAUCCUCACUUUCAAGAAGUGUUAAUAAGUAAAAUUGAUACGCAGUGUUCCUCCAUCACUUUCUAACACAUUCUGCAUUUCAAAACUUCUGUUAUUUGUGGGAAUGAGAGAUGGUCCAAAUAUGUCACUUAGCAAAUACUUUUAAGUGUUUCUGACUAGUUUUACCACUUGUUACUGGUAAUAUUUCGAAUGUCAAUUUUACAUGCUAUAAUGCCACUCUACCAAGUUUCUAGUUAAUUCAUGUAGUUGCAGUGAGAUACUCCGGCUGAAGCAACUUCUUCUUUCUUGCAGAGAAUUGCAUAACUAAGCUUAAAUCUUUUCUGCUUCCAUCAUGCGUGGUUAAUGUCUAAUACCCAAAAAAUAUGGAUUUACUACUUUGUGUCCUCUUCUGGAUUCCUGUAAGGUGUAUAGUUAAAUUUUAACGAAAUAACUGGGAAGCAGGGCUAGGAGGGUGACACAUUUUGACAGUAUUCCAGAU
This is a messenger RNA of Cuculus canorus (common cuckoo), 6304 nucleotides long. It is a transcript of the gene ABHD13, whose product is annotated as abhydrolase domain containing 13. NCBI's taxonomy places the organism in Eukaryota, Metazoa, Chordata, Aves, Cuculiformes, Cuculidae. The record is from RefSeq and is a predicted model, not a curated record. Gene Ontology annotation, molecular function: palmitoyl-(protein) hydrolase activity. The transcript has 3 exons. Gene Ontology annotation, cellular component: membrane. The coding region runs from base 194 to 1207 and encodes 337 amino acids.